Messenger RNA from Linum tenue, 2634 nucleotides. The record is from the annotation of a GenBank genome assembly. Lineage: Eukaryota; Viridiplantae; Streptophyta; Magnoliopsida; Malpighiales; Linaceae.
UCCCAAUCCUACAUCGGAGUCAACUACGGCCAGGUCGCCGACAACCUCCCGCCGCCGGCCGCCACCGCCAAGCUCCUCCAGUCCACCGCCGUCCAGAAAGUCCGCCUCUACGGCGCCGACCCGGCCAUCAUCCGCGCCCUCGCCAACACCGGGAUCGGGAUCGUGAUCGGAGCCGCCAACGGCGACAUCCCGGCCCUGGCGUCCGACCCCAACUCGGCGGGUCAGUGGGUCAACUCGAACGUCCUACCCUUCUACCCGGCCAGCAGCAUCGUCCUCGUCACCGUCGGCAACGAGGUCCUCCUCUCCGGCGACCAGAACCUCAUCUCCCAGCUCCUCCCGGCGAUGCAGAACGUGCAGAACGCGCUCAACUCGGCCUCCCUCGGCGGCAAGGUCAAAGUCUCCACCGUCCACUCCAUGAAGGCGCUGCUUCAGUUCCAGAGAGGGGUCGGGUCCCCGAUUGCCGUGAACCCGUACCCGUUCUUCGCGUACCAGAGUGACCCGAGGCCCGAAACGCUGGCGUUUUGCUUGUUCCAGCCCAACGCCGGGCGGGUCGACUCGGGGAGUGGGAUCAAGUACAUGAACAUGUUUGACGCUCAGGUUGAUGCAGUGAGAUCGGCUCUGAACGGAAUUGGGUUCAAGGACAUAGACAUCAUGGUCGCGGAGACAGGGUGGCCGUACAAGGGCGACCCGAACGAAGUCGGGGCGAGCGUGGAGAACGCCAGAGCAUACAAUGGCAACCUCAUUGCUCACCUCAGAUCCAUGGCCGGAACGCCAUUGAUGCCUGGCAAAUCCGUCGACACCUACCUAUUCGCUCUCUACGACGAGGACCUUAAGCCGGGGCCUUCGUCGGAACGUAGCUUCGGCCUCUUCAAGCCCGACCUCUCCAUGACUUACGACGUCGGCCUCUCCAAGACCAGCACCACCAGCCAGCCGAAGCGAACCAGCCGGAUCGCGACAUAUACGAGGGAACCAGCCUCUCGAAUCACUCGGAUUGUGGGAGACCGGAACGAAUUAAGCCUCGAACCAACUCCAAAUCUAUCACUAACCUAGGUCAAAACUUUGAAAGAAUGUGAUUUUGUGCUAUGUAUCCGAUCGUAGUGAAAAUUUUUCGUUUGGUUUGAUUACGAUCAGAUAAUCGAGUGCGAAUUCGCGAUUGUUCAAAGUUUCGACCUAUGUUAGGUGUAAAUUGUGGGGUCAUCAGCAAUAUGAUGUGAUUCGCUUGAGCGUGCCGCUAUCCAUGUUGGUUUCAAGGCAGCUGGUUCGCUUGGGUCGGCUGUGAUCCCCCAAUCCAGGAGUAGAUCGAUCCUCUUUCCAGUAAAUCACCACACAAAUCGCUUGACAAAUUCUAGUACUUUGAAUUUUUUGUUGUUGCUAAGUGUGGUAUUGUGAGAAUUUCUUUUAUCGUAAUCCUUAUAGUGUGGGAAAUUUCUCCUAAAUUACUUGUGUGUAAAGUAGGGGUGGCUAUACGGUCCGGUCCGGUUAAAUUGGACCAAAUUGAUCCGGUCCCAGUCCGGUCUUUUCGGGAAUAUAAGGAUCAAAGAUUGGAUUGGAUACAGUCCGGUCUUGACCCGAUCCGGUCCCAAUUUAAUCUUGAUUUUAGGUGUUGGGGUCUCUUAUCCGGUCUUUAUCCGGAUGUUUUUUACCUCAAAUCUAAGCCCGAAUAUGAGAUUGGAUUGUUUGCUAUCCGUUACCAGUCCGGGUUAUAUCAUAUAUGGUCCGGUUUCGGGUAAAACCAAACAGUCCGGGACCAAAUAGCCGCCCUAGUGUAAAGGCGGGCUUUUUGCUCAUUUCACACCUCUAGUUUCGUGUUUGAAAUUUUUGGCAGAGUCCACCAUCGUCGUCGGAGAAAACGCCAUCAGGUGGAGGAUCGCCGGCGGCAGGGCAGGAGCGAUGGUGCGUGCCGAAAGCAGGGGCGUCCGACGCGCAACUGCAGGCGAGUCUGGACUACGUGUGCGGGCAGCAGGGCAUCGACUGCGGGCCAUUGCAGCCAGGCGGCGCGUGUUUCGAGCCCAACACACUCGCUUCUCACGCCGCCUACGCCAUGAACCUCUACUUCCAGCGCUCCGACAAGCGCCCUUGGAACUGCGAUUUCUCGCAGACCGCCGCCCUGUCCUCCAAUAACCCCAGCUACAAUGGCUGCAAUUACCCUGGCGGCGGUACGUGACGGCGGGGAGGGUAGCUACUGCUGAAAUUGAAGGGUUGUGUUGGGAAUUAUUGGUGAGGGAGCUUAAAUCAAAUUACCGCUUAUACCGUUAGCUGACUGCAUGUCUAGUUUUGAGGGCCAUGUUUUGGAUCAUCAAAAUCAAAUGCUAGUUAAGCUAUUAGCUAAGUGUACUUGUAUUAGGGAAUAAAUGCUUCCUCCUCUCUUCAAGGUUUGAUGGUAAUAGUGCUCUUCCAGAAAUCCCCUCACUCCUAAUUAAUUGAUAGAAACCUGGUCUCUAUUGGGUAUUGAGAUAUUUGGAUUAUUGUUUAUGUUUGUGGCAUUUCUGUUAUUUUGGAGUUACCACUUACCUGAUAUUUGUUUAAUAGGCUUAAUUAUGGGGAGUUUUAAGGGAAUUUAUCGGGUUAUUAGGUCUAUAUAUUAUGUACUUGUAGUUUGGGAUUAAUUACGUAAUGGACGAUAUUUAGAUGCAA